ACCAUUUACUUAUCACCAAUGUAGUAGAACUUUCAGGUGGAUUUUUUUACUGCGAUACAGCACAAGAAUUUCUGAAAUACAAGGCAUUCAUCAUUUGAAGAGCCAAGAAUCACAAACAUCUUUGUUCCUAUUGCUGGAUGUCUUGUUCGUACACAUAUUCCGUUUGUUUGUUGAUGCUAUAGUGAGGUAGAGACAGAGGUGAUUCAAAUUCGAAAUAAUGGCGAAAAAUGCUUGAACAACCACCCAUCAGCAAUUUAAAUUAAGAUAAAGACUUAAAAGUGUGGUCCAAGCUACAUACCAGUGCAAAGGAAAAUGGGAACUUCCUAACGAGGUUCCCUUACCCCGUCUUCGAGCCAUGUUUCGAUCAACGGUCAGAGGCGGAGAGACUUUUCUAAUUGGCUGUUACCCAUUAAUCAAUUUGUCAAUCCCAUCCCCUACUCCAAAAGAAAAUAAGCACUACAGGUCGAAGUCAUUUUGUUGACGGAUGGGUGCAUCUUUAAUUUAGAGGACUUGAGGCCUUGAGCUGCUGAGCAAACUUUGGCCUGCAAUUAUUUGUUCAACAUGCCAUACAUAUCCAGAAGUACCUUUCCUCCGAAAUCCUAAACCCUAACCCUCUUUUUUCUUGGUAUUUACGAUGAAACCAAUUCUCACUCUGCUUUACCUUUUCCUGUUUGUGUAUGUUGUCACCCUGUUGGUGGCCGGAGAUUUGGCAUCUACGUACACUCCGGUGGAAAAUAUCACCAUUGCUUGUGGCACUAAUGGGACUUUUGACCCUUAUAGAGAUUGGAGUGGAGAUAUCAAUUCGAAAUUCUCGCCCAUUGGCAGCACCACCCAAGUCAAUACUUCGACCUCCGAUUACUCCUAUUACUAUAGUGAUGACGUGCCAUACUACACAGCGCGGCUUUCUCACUCGGAGUUUACUUACAGUUUCAAUCUCACGGCCGGCCAAAAGUUCAUACGGUUGUACUUCUACCCAGCAUCCUACACCAACUUCAGCCGCUCCAAAGCUCUCUUCUCCGUCAAAGCCGGUGACUUUACCCUUCUUGACAAUUUCAAUGCUUCUGCCACUGCUGAUGCUUCUGGGGAGAGUAGGUUAUACAGAGAAUUCUGUUUGAACGUUGACGAAGAACAGAGUCUAAAGACUUUCAACAUCACAUUCAGUCCAAGCAAAGAUGCCUACGCAUUUAUCAACGGUAUUGAAAUCGUGUCGAUGCCAACCAGUCUUUACUACUCUGCAGCCAAAAGCGAGGGGUUUCGGUACGUCGGAGACAGCCAACUUCAUCGCAUCGAAAACAGCACUGCUCUGCAGACGCUCUACCGACUAGACAUCGCUGGUGGAGGCCCAACCUUAUCCUUUCAAUACCCCUCAUCCUAUGAAUACAUGUACCGUUCCGAUGACGUGUACCGCUGGUGGAAUAUUUCCGAUGACGUGUACUUGGAUAGUUUAAGCAAAACAAUCAGCGAGCUACCAUACAACGAUACAAUCCAGCUCAAAUUUGUUAAAAUUCCUGAGUACUCGGCACCAGAAUAUGUUUACCUUACAGGCCGGUCCCUAGGGAUGGAGAAAUACAUCAACAAGAGCUACAAUCUCACCUGGAGAUUUCCCGUAGAUUCUUCAUUCCAUUACCUUGUGAGGCUGCAUUUCUGUGAGCUUGAACCAAGUUUUACCCAGUCCGGGGACAGAAAGUUUCAAAUCAAUAUAAACAGCCAGACAGUUGAAGAAGGAGCAGACAUAAUCCAAUGGAGUGGUGGAAAUGGGAUUCCAGUUUACAGAGACUACGUAGUGUACAUGUCUGGCCCUGAAAAUGAAAAGAACGUAGAUCUCUCUCUCACUCUUGCAGCAGAUGAGAAGAGCUCAUAUAAUGAGGCAAUCCUGAAUGGGCUUGAAAUCUUUAAACUACUUGACUCAAAUGUCUCAUAUGACGCCCGACGCAAUCCUGAUUCACUGCAAUUGAAAAGACCAAAAAAGUCGAGUGAGUCAACUCCUACGGUUGCCAUUGUUGCUGGUGUCAUUUCCAGCAUAAUUGUGUUCUCGGUGAUCGGAUUCUUGGUCUUCAGGCGAGGAUGGAAAGCUAAGGACUCAAGAUCCAGCCACAGGACGAAGAAGUCAAUGAAGGUCUAUAAGUCAUCUUUACCGACUAAUUGUCGUCAUUUUUCACUGCCAGAGAUCAAAGUCGCCACUGAAAACUUCAAUGCUACUUCUAUUAUUGGAGUUGGAGGAUUUGGCAAUGUCUACAAAGGACGGAUUGAUGGCCAGGCAACCCUUGUUGCAAUCAAGAGGCUAAAACCGGAUUCAUCACAGGGUGCCCAUGAGUUUAAAACAGAAAUUGAAUUGCUCACCCAAAUCUGUCAUCGCCAUUUGGUGUCUUUGAUUGGAUAUCGUAAUGGUAAAGGUGAGAUGAUCUUAGUGUAUGAUUACAUGGCACGUGGGACACUCAGGGACCAUCUCUACAACACUGAGAACCCACCUCUUCCUUGGAAAGAACGGCUACAGAUUUGUAUUGGCGCAGCACAAGGGUUGCAGUACCUUCAUAGUGGUGCCAUGGGCACCAUCAUCCACCGUGACGUGAAGAGCACUAACAUCUUAUUGGAUGAAAACUGGGUGGCCAAGGUUUCAGAUUUUGGGCUGUCGAAAGGCACGAAUCACAUGUCCAAAACCCACAUCAGCACUCUGGUGAAAGGCAGUUUCGGGUAUCUGGACCCAGAAUAUUUCCGAACACAACAUCUGACUCCUCAAUCAGACGUCUACUCAUUCGGUGUAGUGUUGUGUGAAGUAUUGUGUGCGAGGCCUGCUGUGAUACAUACGGAGGAAAUUAGGCAAGCAAACCUGGCUGAGUGGGCCAAGAGCUGUCAUCAGAAUGGGGAACUUGAUCAAAUCAUCGAUCCAAUUUUGAGAGGUAACAUCACAGCCGAGUGCCUGAAUAAGUUUACUGAGGUAGCUAUCAGUUGUAUGCAUGAUAAUGGAACAGAACGGCCGUCCAUGACUGAUGUUGUUAGGGGGCUUGAGCUUGCCUUGCAGCUUCAGCAGAGUGCAGAAGGGAAUAUCAACUGCAUUGAAAGAAAUGUCGAAACUGAAACAAGCAGCAGUGAGAAAAGUUGUGCCACCAACGAUUCCAUUAAAUGCAUAUCUGCGACAAUCUUCUCUGAGAUUAACAACCCAAUUGGGAGAUGAUGAGCAUCAAUUCAAAGCAAUGAGAGCAAUCUGGACAGAAUCAUACCGGGUAAGUAUUAUCACAUUAAGUAUUUCAACUGGAUUUGCUAGGAAAAACAAUAGAAUGCAAAAUUACUUGCAGUCCCAGCACAUUACACUUCAUUCUAUAUCCCUAUGGUAGUCCUAGCAUUACUUUUCAUCAAUGUACUAUAUAGUUUACGAAGCUUAUUACUGCUGAAUGCAACAGAAGAGUUGCUCAUGAUAAAAGAAAGUCAUCAUUUGGAAAGCAAAGAAUGAUAAUACAUUUGUAAUGA
Rosa chinensis is the source of this 3465-nucleotide messenger RNA. Its product is annotated as receptor-like protein kinase FERONIA. The record is from RefSeq and is a predicted model, not a curated record. Lineage: Eukaryota; Viridiplantae; Streptophyta; Magnoliopsida; Rosales; Rosaceae. Gene Ontology annotation, biological process: protein phosphorylation. Bases 635 to 3172 code for a protein of 845 amino acids. Gene Ontology annotation, molecular function: protein kinase activity; ATP binding. The transcript has a single exon.